Messenger RNA from Ostrea edulis (European flat oyster), 724 nucleotides. Its product is annotated as 28S ribosomal protein S24, mitochondrial-like. Gene Ontology annotation, biological process: translation. NCBI's taxonomy places the organism in Eukaryota, Metazoa, Mollusca, Bivalvia, Ostreida, Ostreidae. The record is from RefSeq and is a predicted model, not a curated record. Gene Ontology annotation, cellular component: mitochondrion. The coding region runs from base 148 to 669 and encodes 173 amino acids. The transcript has 3 exons.
UGCACGAGUGGAGCUAUACUGGGGCGGGCCCGCCACUCAUUGAUCACAGCAAUCUCUAUCCACAGUUAUCAUUCCUUACACGCUGAUUCGCUUGUCUGGUCCCCUUCCCACAAUUUCCGGUUAUUGACUCUCUCAUCGGCCCGAAGGAUGUCAUUUCUCUCACAGAGAUUCCUGUAUUGUUCACAAAGCUAUAAAGGCCUGUCAAGGGCAUUCUGUACAUCAUCUCAUCUCUGCAAAAAUCUCAGGGCUGGCAAAAAACAAUAUCCCAGGAAAGGUCAACAUAAUUUCACUUAUGAGGAAAUAAAUCCCCCAUAUACAAUAGGUGUUAGAAAAUCAUGGAACUCCUGGAACACAACAAAUCUGCAUGGAGAGACAGGAUCACCCGAGAUAAUUUUUGAAGAUGUCUUUGUUAGGAAAUUCCUGGCAGGGACUUUUCCACAAACUUAUGAUGAAAGGAAUCGGAUAAUAAUCAAACACAGACAAAAUUUGGUUGACAUUACAAUGGUGGUAAAAGAAAAUUCCAGACUGCUGAGACACAAAGCAUUAACCGAGUUACAUUUCUUACAAGUGUACAGUGAAGAAUUACUGUCCAGAUUUUUAAAGCGCCCAGUAAAACUAGAUAUUCAAUGUAUGAAUAAUGAGAAAGUAUUGAAGGAAACAGUGUUUUAGAAAUAACUUGUUGAAUUAUACAAAGUUGAUAUGUAAUAAAUGAAAUAAAUUUGAA